Messenger RNA from Apaloderma vittatum (bar-tailed trogon), 948 nucleotides. Its product is annotated as protein SDA1 homolog. The record is from RefSeq and is a predicted model, not a curated record. The annotation marks the transcript as partial. Gene Ontology annotation, biological process: ribosomal large subunit biogenesis; ribosomal large subunit export from nucleus. Gene Ontology annotation, cellular component: nucleolus. The transcript is spliced from 11 exons. NCBI's taxonomy places the organism in Eukaryota, Metazoa, Chordata, Aves, Trogoniformes, Trogonidae.
UUCCUCCAGCAGUACCACCACUACCAGUCCCAUGUGGAGAUUUUCACCUUCCAGCCGGACAAGCCCAGUAAGGAGCUGGCCGAACUGGUCAUGUUCCUGGCCCAGGUUGCCCACUGCUACCCGGAGCACAUGGCCAGCUUUCCGCAGCAGCUGAAGGAGCUGCUCUCCUACCACCACACGGUCCUGGAUCCAGACCUGCGCAUGACCUUCUGUAAGGCUUUGAUCUUGUUAAGGAACAAAAAUCUAAUAAAUGCAACGAGUUUGCUGGAGCUGUUCUUUCAGCUGCUACGGUGUCACGAUAAGCUUCUACGCCAGACUUUGUAUACGCACAUCGUGACAGACAUCAAGAAUGUCAAUGCUAAACACAAGAACAAUAAAGUAAACACAACCCUGCAGAACUUCAUGUACACAAUGUUGAGAGACAGCAAUCCCACUGCGGCAAAGAUAUCUCUGGAUGUGAUGAUUGAACUUUACCGAAGGAAUAUUUGGAAUGAUGCCAAAACAGUAAAUGUCAUCACAACUGGCUGCUUUUCAAAAGUGACGAAGGUGUUAGUUGCCAGUUUAAAGUUCUUCAUUGGGCGAGAUGAAGAUGAGAAGAAAGACAGUGACUCGGAAUCUGAGGAUGAUCUUCCCACAGCCAGAGAUCUGAUGAUUCGGUACGCAACAAACAAGAAAACCACCAAGCGCAAGAAGAAACUGGAAAAAGCGAUGAAGGUUCUCAAGAAACAAAAGAAGAAAAGCAAGCCAGAAGUGUUCAACUUUUCUGCUAUUCACUUGAUUCAUGAUCCCCAAGACUUUGCAGAGAAACUGCUGAAGCAGCUGGAGAACUGUAAGGAACGAUUUGAAGUGAAGAUGAUGCUCAUGGACUUAAUAUCUCGGCUAGUUGGAAUACAUGAGCUUUUUCUCUUUAAUUUCUACCCCUUCAUCCAGAGAUUCCUACAGCCCCAU